AUGAGAGUCGAAAGUGCGAAAUUGGUAGUAUGGUGCUUUUUGAUUGGCUCGGUUUCUUCCUGGACAGUAUCACAAUCAUUUCAGAAGACUAGAGUUUUGGAUGCUGGGGGGUUCCACCAGUUGCACAUGUCCGACCCUUAUUCGAGCUAUCUCAAUAACUGGAAUAACCGAAGUGGAGAUAGAAAGAUCCCAAAGGAAGACCAAGACGAAGAACCAGAAGGACAAGCCAAUACUCGUUUCAGUAAAUUCGCACCUGAGACCAACCUUUCGACCGACGACUUUCGUGCGCAACUAAAAGAAAACAUGAAGGCGGACUUGGAACGGCGACGAAGAGAAGAUCCUAAUCGAGGAAACCAGCCAGCCAAAAGUUACCUUGAUAGUCUUUAG
This is a messenger RNA of Cylindrotheca closterium, 387 nucleotides long. Lineage: Eukaryota; Bacillariophyta; Bacillariophyceae; Bacillariales; Bacillariaceae. The record is from the annotation of a GenBank genome assembly.